Quercus robur (English oak) is the source of this 768-nucleotide messenger RNA. RefSeq lists its product as uncharacterized. The transcript is spliced from 2 exons. Lineage: Eukaryota; Viridiplantae; Streptophyta; Magnoliopsida; Fagales; Fagaceae. The record is from RefSeq and is a predicted model, not a curated record. Gene Ontology annotation, molecular function: nucleic acid binding; RNA-DNA hybrid ribonuclease activity. Bases 1 to 768 code for a protein of 255 amino acids.
AUGGGUCUACAAGCAGCCCUAGGCCUUGGAGUAAAAGAGGUAGAGGUGUACGGAGACUCAGCAUUAAUAAUCUCUCAGGUACAGAAUAAGUGGAAGAUCAAAGAAGAAAGACUUAUGCCUUAUCAUCAAUGUCUUCAAAAGUGGGCAUCAAAAUUCAGCAAGAUCCAAUACCAAUACGUGCUGAGGAUGCAGAAUCAAAUUGCAGAUGUUUUAGCAACCAUGGCAUCCAUGAUGGAUGGGCCAAAAGAAGAUGAAGCUAGACCGAUAAUGUUGGAACAAAAAAAAGAACCAACCUACUGCAUGACAAUAGAAGAAGAUGAGGAAAAGAAUAGGGAAGGUGAAUGGUAUUCAGACAUCUUACAAUACCUCAAGGAUGGGACAUACCCGAAACCUGCAGACAAGAAUGAUCAGUUAACCAUCCGAAGGUUAUCCAUUAAUUACAUCAUUUAUGGAGAAAAGCUUUACAGAAGAUCAUAUGAUGGAAUUCAUCUCCUUUGUGUAAUCGUUAAGGAAGCACAACAAAUAAUGGAAGAGGCAAUCCUUCCCAUUGAGAUGGGUGUCCAUUCACUAAGGACAAUACUGGAGAGUGAAAUCUUUGAAGCAGAUUGGUUGCAAAGUAGAUGUGAUCGGUUGUGCAUGCUAGAUGAGAAAAAACUCAAAGCCUUGUAUCAUAUUCAAGGUUACCAAAAGAGGCUUAGGAAAGCUUUUGACAAGAAAGUGAGAACCAGAGAUUUGAAAUUGAGGGACUUAGUGUUGAAGGAAAUUUGA